Molecule: messenger RNA, 717 nt
Organism: Ostreococcus tauri
Lineage: Eukaryota; Viridiplantae; Chlorophyta; Mamiellophyceae; Mamiellales; Bathycoccaceae
Product: Derlin
Exons: 2
Coding region: 1-717 (238 amino acids)
Biological process (GO): endoplasmic reticulum unfolded protein response
Cellular component (GO): endoplasmic reticulum membrane; Hrd1p ubiquitin ligase ERAD-L complex
Molecular function (GO): ubiquitin-specific protease binding; misfolded protein binding
Source: RefSeq, a predicted model, not a curated record
AUGCCGAACGCCCUCGAGGCGUGGUACGCGAGCGCGCCCGCGGUGACGCGCAUGUACCUCACGCUCACGACGUUGGUCACCCUCGGAUGCGCGUUGGAGGUGAUAUCGCCGCUGAAUGUGUACUUUAACAGCACGCUGAUUUUCCGCGAGUACGAGCUGUGGCGGUUGGUGACAAACUUUUUCUUCUUCGGCUCGCUCGGGGUUGAUUUUGUGUUUCACAUGUUCUUUCUGUCGAGAUACUGCCGAAUGCUGGAGGAGGGGAGUUUCCAGGGGCGGUCGCACGAUUUUUUUUACAUGCUCGUGUUCGGCGGCGCGUUGCUCACGGCGCUCGCGCCGUUUGUGAACGUGCAGUUUCUCGGAACGAGCCUGACGUUUAUGAUGGUGUACGUGUGGGGAAGGCGGAACGCGGCGACGCAGAUGAGCUUUUUGGGGCUUUUUACGUUCUCUGCGCCGUAUCUUCCGUGGGUGUUGUUGAUUUUUUCCACGAUCAUCGGCUCGCAACCGAUCACGGAUGCGUUGGGGAUGAUUGUGGGGCACGUGUAUUACUUCUUAAAGGAUGUGUAUCCAGAGCUCACGGGUAGGGAGCCGCUAGUGACGCCGGCGAUCAUUUGCGCACUGUUCGGUCAGCGCGCGGCGACGAGAGUGGAGACGCGGGGCGUGCGAGAGCGCGAGCCGCCGAGGCCGGUGCGCGAGCGCCGGGAAGCGCGCGAGGAUUGA